This is a messenger RNA of Didymodactylos carnosus, 2270 nucleotides long. The record is from the annotation of a GenBank genome assembly. NCBI's taxonomy places the organism in Eukaryota, Metazoa, Rotifera, Eurotatoria, Philodinida, Philodinidae.
AGUUAUGACAGUUUUAUUAACAGCCCUAAAAUGUAUGUCAUACACUAGCGCCACUGUAUCUCAAAAGCGACUUUUUCCUACGUGAUAAAUACUGUCGGAGAGAUUUUCCGUCAAAUUAAGUGCCAGAGAGUUCGGAUUGAUCUUAAAUUCAAACUAAGUCAUAUGGGAACAACUUAAAAGUGCCAGAUUUUUAAUUAAGUCGUCAUUCUUUUACAUUGUUGAAUGCUAUGCACCGCUUUUUCGAACUUUUCACAUGAAAUCCUUGAGAAAAUAAAACGUAGAAAAAUCUCAAAAAUUCAAUUUUUUAAGGCGUUACUCUGACUUCAUUUUAUAUUUUAAAAUCAGCCCAAGCUCUCCAACUGUUGUCUGAGAGGAAAAAUCUGCCGAAUGAUAGAUGCCCCAUUUCGACCAAUCUUCGAGCAAUAUCUCCUAAACGAUCAUAGCUGGAGCCACCGAACUUGUGUAGUAACGGAGAUAAUUUUCUGACCCGAGCUUAAAGUUCUUACCGUAGUUAUUUUUGAAAACUAGUUGAUGAAAUAGAGAAUUACAUUCUGUGUGAAAUGGACGACUUUUUCAAGUGACAAAGUCAAAAAAUGCAGUGUAUAGAGCAAAUAAGAUUUGGCAUUUUUUCAGUAGCUGAAUUUUUUUGGGGGGUGCUCCUUUUUUAGCACGGGAACGUUUUCAGCUGUGAGAUCGCUUUUCUUGUUAAAACGCAGUUAUUUAUGAGUGAUUGAUGAUGCUGAAUUGGAAUCCGAUAUCUGUUCUGGCUCAUAAGUUUUCUGAAGCCUCUCUUAAGAAUUCGACUGAUAGCAUAGGUCGAAUCACGAGAUCUUGAUCUAUUCAGUUUAUAGAGUACAGCAAAUUACCUAUGUUCCCAAAUGUUCAAAAUGCUAAUUGGCACCUGGAAACAUUCUCUUGUAAGAGAUUCUAAGGAAGCUUCCGUGACGCACUGUUUGAUUAUAUCAGAUGUAGGACGUAUCUUACAUUACCGGAUGUUAUCUUUAAGAUAAGAACUUUUCAAAAAAGAGAUCAGCUAGAUCAGUUUUUGUCUUUUUUUCAUUAUUCUAAAGGAAACAUGACGAAACAUUUUCUUUUGUGUAACUCCACUUCUGAAUUCCUGUGAAAUAGGAAGAAUAACGAGUGAAAGUUUAUACCGAGGGAAAAGUGAGCUGGAGAGUUAAAAAUCUUGCCUUCCCUUACCUGACGUUUACCGACGUAUGCGAACUCGUGAACAAUUAUUAUUCAGUAAUUAUUUAGCGAAAAGCUAUACACUGGGAACAUAGACAUAAUCCAGGCCUCACAUUAGUCCAUCACUCCUGAGUGGAGGAAUUAUGCUUUAGAUCGAAGGUCUCCGGUGAUAAGCUUUUCUUUCAUCAGCCAGAACAACUAGCUACAAAUUCUGUUACAAAAAGUGUUUUAUCUUCUGUGUUUCUAUCUAUAGGGGUAAAUUCAGUCUCUCAACGUGAAAUUCAACGAGUUUUUCAACUUAUUGAUUUUUUUUGGGCAUUGCGGUAUGAUGAUGAAAUUAAAGAUGAACACAAUGACAGCAACGACUCAGUCAAUCUAUAUGAGAGAAAUCCAGUUAUUUGUAUUGCACUAUCAAUUGCACUCAUUUAUUAUUUCCGUUUGGCAACCACUAAUGACCGCAAACAAUAUGAUGAUGUGGAAUCGCCAACACGUGAAGAAUUUUCAAGAAUUCUAUCACGUACAAUACCGGAUUUCGAUCGUGUUGUUCAAAUCGAACUCGAGAAAUUUGUUACUCACGACAAUUUUUUGAUUCCAAGCGGCGUCGCACUUAAUCAAGCGGUAAGACAAAGAAUUUUAAACAACCAAGCUAGAGUAGAUCUAAUCUUCUGUCAUUAGACUAACAGAUCGGUUUUUGUCUAACUAUAACUGUUCUGUACAAAACAAUAAGAAAUGCGUCGUGCUCAGAUGGAUAAUUAAGAAAAAAUCUGAUCAUUGGACACAUAUACAUUUCAUGUCUGGACGAAUGAGUAUCCAUUUAAAAAAAUUAUCAGCUUUUACCACAGACGGGAUCGGUUCUGCUUUCUUGAAAUUAAACUAAACCAUUCUUAUCACUAAUUCACACUGUUUUCUGCAAAAAAAGUAUAAAAAAGGAAAUGACACUUUAGUCUUUAACACCGAACGUUCAACUCAAAAUAGACCUUCUUCAAAGAAUGGGAGUCCGCUGGGCGGGGGGGGGGGGGGGGGGGGGGGGGGGGGGGGGGGGGGGGGGGGGGGGGGGGGGGGGGGGGGGGGGGGGGGGGGGG